Molecule: messenger RNA, 1850 nt
Organism: Haplochromis burtoni (Burton's mouthbrooder)
Lineage: Eukaryota; Metazoa; Chordata; Actinopteri; Cichliformes; Cichlidae
Product: cytochrome c oxidase assembly protein COX18, mitochondrial
Exons: 7
Coding region: 182-1189 (335 amino acids)
Biological process (GO): protein insertion into mitochondrial inner membrane from matrix; mitochondrial respiratory chain complex IV assembly
Cellular component (GO): mitochondrial inner membrane
Molecular function (GO): membrane insertase activity
Source: RefSeq, a predicted model, not a curated record
ACAAAGUGGUAAACAGUGUAACGUCAUAAACGUGGGACACAGCGUAGCGUGUGGUUGGAGGCGCCAAGGUGAUAGAACAGAUACAAGCAAAUAAAAUCGGGGAUUUAAUGAUUUAUUCAGCCUCUGACCCCGAGCACAGAGCACCUAACGGCUGACGUCACACAGGCCUGUGAGGGUUACCAUGUUAAGUGUGGGGGGCUCGUCGAGGAUCUUCAGCCUUCCCAUACGAGGAUUCUGCUCAGCUGUGAUCUACAGGAAGUCACUUCCACCUGUCAUCACCUCUCCUGGCAACUACCUCCAUAGAUCAGGAGGGGGGGCACACGUGUCAGGUGUGCGGGCCCUGUCAGGUGGCAGCAGCGAUGCUGCAGGUGGGUGGUACAGCAGCCUGGCGGACUCGACCCCAGUUCACCUGUGUGAACAGCUCCUGGUGAGCGUACAGGAGGCGAGCGGGUUGCCAUGGUGGUUUAGCAUCUGCGUAGCGACGCUGUCAGUGAGGACGCUCGUCACUCUGCCGCUCGCUGCCUACCAGCUGGUUGUCAUCUCUAAGGUGGAGGCACUACAGGCUGAAAUCUCUGAGCUGGCCAAGAGACUACGCUAUGAAGUGUCAGUCACAGCAAGAGAGAGAAGCUGGACGGAGAGAGAGAGCCGGUUCCAGUUCAAGAAGAACCUGCGGCGGAUCGUCUCUCAGCUCUACGUCAGAGAUAACUGUCACCCCUUCAAAGCCAGUCUGCUGGUCUGGGUUCAGCUGCCACUCUGGAUCAGUCUGUCUCUGGCCCUCCGAAAUCUGAGCCUGGAUCAGUCUGACCUGCAGGGGGCGCUGGCAGCAGGAGGUGCUCUGUGGUUCCCUGACCUCACCAUACCGGACUCCACCUUGAUCCUACCUGUCUGUCUGGGACUCGCCAACCUGCUCAUCGUAGAGGUCUUUUCUCUGCAGAGAGUCGCAGCGUCUCGAACCCAGCGGCUGGUCUUGAACACCGUUAGAGGAUUUUCUCUGCUGAUGAUCCCAAUCGCUGCCACGGUGCCCUCUUCCAUGGCUCUGUACUGGUUUGCUUCCAGUCUGGUGGGAUUCAGUCACAACCUCCUCCUUCGCUCUCCUUCAAUCUGCCGACUCUUGCAACUGUCGACUCCUCACUCGACAUCUCCAUACAGAGACCUACUGACCGCCUUCUUCGCCAAAUACCGCAAAUGACCGCGCUGUCAGAUAAUACAGCUGCAAACACCUACAAAACAAGUUGAGGACAGCAAACUGACUCAAUUUAAUAUUUACUAGCUGCCUGGGUCCACCUGAUGGAAAAAAAAAACAAAAACAGCUGACUGUAACUUCCUGUCAGAGUUUAAAGUCAUAUAAAGUCAGAUAAACGUCUGUGAUGAUGUGAUCACCUCAGAUAUUUAAAGUGUUUGAUGUUAAUCUGAGAUGUGUCUGUCUGGUCAUAAAUAAAGUCACUUCAGACUGUGAAUGCUCUGUGUUCAAGUUCAUCUCUGAACAAUAACAGUGAAUGCAUGAUCUUUGACCGCCUGUUUAUUUUCCCACAGACACUCUCUAAACUUAGAAACCGUUAAAGAGGAAGGAUUACAGAUCAGCUACUUAUUGAUCAGAUGUUUCCCGUAUUUAUACCUGUGUGGAUCAAUAGUGCCUUCUCUGAUUCUUCUGUCACACAGUGUGACACAAAGUGGAUGAGCUGUUGUGAUACUCUGCACUUGUCCCAGAAGUACUGACUUUGUGUACAUUAUUCUUUCUAUAUAUUUAUUUGCUAUGAUUUGCUAUGCACUGACUCUCCUGGCUUUGUUUGUGUGAGCAUUCAGUCGCCUGAAAAACAAACAGCCAGCAAAUUAAAGCAAAUACUCCGUUA